Messenger RNA from Larimichthys crocea (large yellow croaker), 2410 nucleotides. Its product is annotated as SH2 domain-containing protein 1B. Gene Ontology annotation, cellular component: cytosol. Bases 297 to 770 code for a protein of 157 amino acids. The transcript has 6 exons. Gene Ontology annotation, biological process: regulation of immune response; positive regulation of B cell differentiation; negative regulation of bone resorption. The record is from RefSeq and is a predicted model, not a curated record. NCBI's taxonomy places the organism in Eukaryota, Metazoa, Chordata, Actinopteri, Sciaenidae.
AGAACUACAACUCAACAACAACAACUACAAAAAAACUACAAACAGCUAGCCGAGCAAGCUAACGUCCACCGACCGUUAGUGACGGGAGAGGCUCCUCUUCCACGGGGUCCUCCAUUCUCCUACGUGCUUGGAAGAGGAAGGUGAGACGUCAGGGAACAAAGAGCCACCAACAUCCUCCAGCAACAUGUCUGGAUUUCUACAGCACUGUUACUGAAGCUGGAGGAAGGGGAACAUGCUGAGCUGCUUGUUGUUCUCAGUCAUGAAACUGUGCUGAGACGUUGUAGUCUCUCCUCACCAUGGCAGCAGCUCUGCCGGUGUGUUACCACGGCGCCAUCAGCAGGAAACAGUGUGAGGACCUGCUGGGGAAGAAGAACAAGGAUGGAGCCUACCUGAUCCGAGACAGCGAGACCAUCCAGGGAGCCAUGUGCCUGUGUGUUUAUAAAAAGAAGGUGGUGUAUACCUACAGACUGCUGCAGGCACACAAUGGACACUAUACUCUCAUGACGGCGGGAGGCUUGGAGGAGGUAUUUUUUAAGAAUCUGGAUGACCUGAUUCUUCAUUAUAAAAGGAGGAACCAGGGCCUGGCCAUGCACCUGCGCCACUCCGUCAAAAGAAAGACGGCCUUGUUGAUCCAGCCCCAGAAACCCCCCGAAGAACCCCAGAGGUCACCGACGCCGAUGUCGGCACCAUCAGCUCCAGAAGAACACGAAGAACACGACUAUGAGAAUGCUCCGGAUUUAUCUGAAUACGUCGAGGUCUUGCCUCCCUGAACGACUCGAGGAGAGCAGCAAAGACAAAGUCUGAACUAUGAGCACUUAAAAAAGGACUUCACAAACUGAGUCACAUUCAGAACAAUCAACGAGGAACUUGGACUAACGGACAGAUGCUGAAGAAGGCUAUAUCAAGCUAUAUUUGAGACGUCCAUCUCCCUUUGAUCUUUUCCAGUUUGAACUGUGAAGACCAAUCUGAAGGACGAUCCAGAGUCAACUAUGGGAUGGAUUGGUUCAGCCAUUUAUGGUCCCCAGAGGAUGACUUGUAAUCACUUUGCUGUUACUCUGUGUUUAGUAAUAUGUGCAUCAGAAUCAGCAUGUUGGCAGCAUAGGUGGAAAAGCUCAAAGCACCACCGUGCCUGCAGUCGGUGCAGCCUCACUGAGCUGAUAGCAUGGCUGCAGACCCUUGGCCUUGUGGUAGCGAUGUCUGGUCUGUUAUUUUCUUGUCUUUCCGCUGCUGCUUUGUGGUUACGCAUGUAGAGUAUAGUAUAGGAGUUAUUUCUGUUCAGCACAGCAGUACCAACAAUGUGAUAACGUGGAAACCGUGUAGACUUAUCCAAAGUUCUAUGCAUGUGGAAUGUCUUGACCUAUUAACUACUCAUAUAACAAAAGAUCCUCCAAGUGAAGCACAGUUUCAGUAUUUCUCAGCCCCGGGCUUGUUGUUUACCACGUGCGGAACAAACUGCUUUAACCACCUGCAGCUUCUGGCUGAGUCACAAACAAAGUUUAAUUUGCUUGAACUAUUUUCAGUGACGGAUGAAACCACUGCCACAGAGGAAGACAGAUGAAGCUUUGAUACUGGUUUUAGUCUUUUAAUUGGACUAAGACUAUCACUAGCAUUAUGCAUUUAAUACAUAAACUGUUUUUAAAUGCUCUGUCCGACCACACUGAACUAAAAAUAUACAGAUUUAUCUGGUUUCUGAAGGUCUAAAUGUGUCAGCUUCUUGCUUAAAGAUUAGAUCAGAUUCAACUUUAUUGUCAUUGCACAAAGUAACUAGUACUUAGACGAAUGAAUGCAGUUUCGCAGCAUUAGCACAAGUGACUUUGAUGGUGUGAUAAAUAUGCAGUUUAGUGAUAAAAUGAGACGAGCUAAGAUCAAAUUUGAACUUUGUUAUUCUGAUAAAUGAGACUAAAUCUGUUUCAUGCUUGUUCACGUGUGCCGUCCUCUUUUCAGUCCUCCUUUCCUGUAAAUGUACAUUUCAAAGAAACAAGGCGAUGGUCAGACAGAAAACAAAACCAAACGUGCCGGUUGCUGUGCUGGUGUGAACUGAAGACGAUGACUUGAGUUCUCAUGUUUCUUUUUCUUCAUGGUGACUGUGCAUUCACAGACUGGCAGCUAUCAUUUGUGGUCGGCCUGCACUCAAAGCUGCCAUUACUUUUUUUUGGUUUAGUUUGUUUUACCACUGAUAAGAAGUUUCACUGUAGUUGAUGCUUUUACUUUUACUUUAUACAGUCAGUUAUACUUUUUUUUUACAUGCAUGUUCGUUCCUGCUGCCAUCGAAUGGGGGAAAUAUUUGAUAUUAAUAGAACUUUUUUUUGCGUUUAAGGAGGCAAACAACUCUUUCCCCACCUUCUGUAAAUAUAAAUCUGAAAAGUUUUCACUGUGACUGUUGAGUGUAAGAUUAAAAAUCAUUUGCAUA